This is a messenger RNA of Candida albicans SC5314, 2397 nucleotides long. Its product is annotated as anaphase promoting complex subunit 5. Gene Ontology annotation, biological process: protein K11-linked ubiquitination; positive regulation of mitotic metaphase/anaphase transition; anaphase-promoting complex-dependent catabolic process. The record is from RefSeq and is a predicted model, not a curated record. Gene Ontology annotation, cellular component: anaphase-promoting complex. The transcript has a single exon. Bases 1 to 2397 code for a protein of 798 amino acids. NCBI's taxonomy places the organism in Eukaryota, Fungi, Ascomycota, Pichiomycetes, Serinales, Debaryomycetaceae.
AUGACAAAGGAUGAUAUCAAAUUACUUUUAUCAGAAGAUUUAUCACCUUAUAAAUUAACCCUAUUAAUAGUAAUCCAUCUAUAUUUAUGUAAUGAAUUACCAAUUCCUCAAUUAAUCACUUUGACUCAAUUGAUAGAAAACAAACAACAACCACGACCACAUAAUCUACUAUCAACUCAUAAUAUUAUACAUUCAUUAUCACAAUUAUGUGAAUUAUUUAAUGAUGUGAAUGUAACAAAACAACUUUUGAAAUGUAUUUGGCGUAUCAAUUCAAUAGAACAAUUGGAAAAUGAUUAUAUCAAUAAUUUAAUAAAACGAGUUAAAUCAGUUGAUUUAAUUACAUUGAAUAUAACUCCAGGUUCUACAAAUAGUGGCAAAGUAUUAUCAUCAAAAUCAUUAUUUGGUUCAUUUAUUUUAAAAAUUUGUACAUCAUUUAAUUCACUUAAAUUUGAUGAAAGUUUUUUAUUAUUUCAAGCAUUCCAACAAUUUAGAGAACCAACACGACAAAGAUAUGUUGAAUUGGGAGGUGAUAUCAUAAAUGAAAAUAAUAAUCUUGGUGAUGAUCCUGAUAGGGAUUUAUUUACUAGAUUGAAUAAUAAUUUAAUUGAAUUAGGAAUAAACAAUUCAAUAUCAUUAUCAUCAUUAUCAUCGCCGACGUUAACGUCAACGCCAACGUCAACAAAAAUCAUCUCGGUACCUAAAUAUGAUUUUCAACAAUUAUUAGAUCGACAAAUUUCAUUAUUGGAAACUUAUGGUACACCAACUCCACAAUAUUUAAAAGAUAUAAUGAUGAUGAUGAUAUCACCAAAUUCUAACGUUGGUAGAAUUCAAAAUAUUCAAUUUAAUAAUUUACCGUCAUAUUAUUAUUUAAGAUAUCUUGAAUGUUUACAAAUUUCAAAUUAUAAUGAAGCAUUUGCUUCUUUACAUCAAUAUUUCGAUUAUAUGGUUUCUAAUAAUUCCAAAUAUUUUUAUCAUUUUGCAUUAAUUUCUCGAGCUUCAUUACAUCAAUAUUUUGGUGAAGAUAAUAAAGCUAUGGAUGCCAUUGAAGAAGCCAUUUCUGUAGCUCGAGAAAAUAAAGAUAAUUCAACUUUAACUUAUAUAUUAUCUUGGUUAUUUAAUUUCAUGAAAAAUAAACCCGAAUUAUGGAAAAAUCGACAAAUAUUUUAUAAUAAUAAUAAUAAUAAUAAUAAUAAUAAUAAUAAUAAUAAUAAUAAUAAUGAAUCUCAAUUAUUAGAUUUUUUAAUUAAAAAAUCAAAACAAAUAUCAUUACUGCUUUAUUCUAUGAGUUAUAAUUUUAAAACUUUAUAUUUUUUGAAUAAUGGUGAUUAUCAAUCAUGUAUUAAUAGUUUAAUUAAAUCAAUUUUCAUUGCUAUAAAUGAUGAUGUGAAAUCAACAUUUAUUAAAUCAGCAGAAUUAGCAGCAAUAGUUUGGAGUAAACUUGGUGAACCAAUAUUAAGUGAAGUUUAUAAUGAAAUUGCCAUUGAAUUAACUGAUAAUACAAUUGAUCAAUUUAGUCUAUUUAUUAGACUGAAUUUUUUAAAAUUCUUACAAGGUAACAACAACAUUAAUGAAACUUAUAAUCAAUUACAAAAUAUGAAAAACAAAGUGAUGAUUACUACUGAUCAUUCAUUAUAUAAUGCUAUUCAAAUUAGAAUGUUAAUUAUUCUGAUUAAAAUUAAUUUACAAAAGGGGAAAUAUAAUACCAGUAAAGAAAUUAUUAAUUUGUUGUUAGAUACUGAUUUAAAAGAUUUGGAAUUGAAACAUGAAGUAUUAAUGUUACAAGUACAAUUGGAAAUGUAUUUACAAAAUUAUAGUCAUGCCUUGGAAUUACUUGCCAGUAUGCAUACUACCACUACCACCACAACCACCAGUAGCAGUCAAAUCUAUUUAACCAUUCGAUUAAAUUUAUUAAAAUGUAAAAUUUUCAUUUCUUCAGGUAAUCCAUAUCGUGUUUUCAGUUUACUUAUUCAACAAAUCAAAAUAGCUACUAAAUGUGGAUUUGGUAUGAUUAUUAUUGAAGCAAAAUUAUUACUUUGGAAAUUAUUAAAUGAUUUAAAAUCUUUUACUGAUGCAAGAAAAUUGGGUGAAGAAAUAAUGCCACAAAUAUUCAGUUUAAAUCAAUCAGAAUUUAUUGCUAUUGCAUAUUUUGAAUUAGCCAGAAGUUGGAGCAAUGAUAAUGAUGAUGAUCUUGUCAAGUCUGGUGAAUAUAUUAAAAUUGCCAUUGAUAGAUUUAAACAAAAUUCUGAUUUGGUUAUGUUGAAGCAGUGUUUACAAUAUCAAGUUUAUUUAAUGAAUAAAUAUAAUCAACCACAAGAAAUGGAGUUGGCUAAUCGUUUAUUAAAUGAAAUAACUCAAGAGUUGCAAAAUGAAGUGGAACAAGGAUAUAUAUAUAAUUAG